GACAAACACUUCCACAGUUUCGAUUUCUUCCAUGGCCCAUGGCCUGCUGUGCGCCGUGUGCGGAUGUCGGCUCCAAUCUUGCUGCUGAUCCCACCUUAAUUGGCUUCUCCUUGGAGGACUUGGAGAAGCCAGUGCCUGCAGAUUUGGCGGCUGAGGCCUGGCAGCACAGUGAGGAGCUACGAGAGUGGUUUGCAGGAAGCUCCAGUCUUGGUGUUCCGAGUGUUGGUGCUCCAUCCUCCACUUCAGCGCUCAGCCCAUCCUUGUUCCUCUCGCACCGCUCAGUGGCAACCGUUGAGAGCAGUUUGCCAGAGGUACGAGGUCUCAGCAGCACACAGUUUCACCCCUCUGUGGUGGUCCGAGGCGUUAGCCCGAACGUUCUUCUUCAUUCUGCCGGCGCGUUGCUGCAGAAUGGGCAAGGCAGGCGCAAUGAUGAGAGCUUGUCAGAGGAACUCCAAGCACCGGAGCUGGACAUCUUCAUUAGUCACAGUUGGAGCGUCGGCCGCUGGACAAAGUUCAUCGCCAUGGCGCUCUACUUCAACGGACGCCAAUCGGCCUUGAUCAGCUUGCUGGUGCAGGUCUUGUGCUUUGUUCUGACUGCAUCAGGCGUCAUGCCCCUUGUGGCCAGAGAUUCCACUGUACGGGGCAUUAGCCCCUGGUGCAUCCUGUUUGGCAGUGUGGCGUUCUGGCUGGCAAUUCUGAGCUGGCAUGAAGCAAUGCUGGCACUCAAGCGCAGAAAGCCCACUGCUUUCUUUGACACAGUGUGCAUAGAUCAGUCCAAUGAGGAGAAAAAAAAGAGAAGGUAUUGAGGCCAUUACGGCAUACCUUUGGCAUUCCAAGCGGCUCUUCGUGAUCCUCUCUGACGUCUACCUGCAACGAAUUUGGACAGUCUUCGAAAUGUCUGCUUUCUUGGCCGCCAAGACCUCCAACACACGCAUGGGCGGCAAUCGCAGCGGCCGAAACCUGUUUGAUUUUCAGAAGGAGGGUGGUGCCAAUGUCAUUGUGCAACCGGUGGCUCUGGCCAGCUUGGUGCCCACUUGUUUUGUUUUCCAAUGGGUACGGGCGCUGGGGGACUACGCGCGCUACAACCUCACGCAAUGGGGCAGGAAUGGAAUCGACACAGACCUGAUAGUGGCAUUGGUGUUUUCUGUACUUGCGCUCUUACAGAUCACUUCGUUGGUCCUGAUUUUGCAGAGAUGGGGGCGAACACGCGCCAACCUGAAGCAUCAAGUGGAAACCUUCUCGUUUAACGAAGCCAAGUGCCACCAUGAACCCGACCGAAAGCAGAUCUCCCUGGCGGUCAAGUACCUGGCAGAGAGAUCGAGGCUGGUGUCUUCAGAAGUGUCACUACAAGAGGCGCAAGAAGCUUUGGAAGGUCAUGCCCGUCAGAUGGUUUGGCCAGUCAUGGCCGGCGCGCUGUCUCACGCGGGGAUUCCCUUCUGGGAUGCUUGGGUCAUUGGCGUUCCGGUUGCGGCUGUAGCUUUGGAUGACAUUUCUGUGGACAUUGCGAGCGGUUUCGGCGUGAACUUCGUCGGGCUUUUGGCGCGCCUGGUCGCCGUGUUGAAUUUCCCCAUCGUGCUGGCACUCAUCUCUAUCUCUGCUUCGACUCAAUCCAGUUGCUGCUGGUGGAUGGUUGGAACAAUUCUUCGAGUGUUCUUUGUGACGGCCUUCACCUCCACCAGGGGAUGGAUGAAUGCUCAAGUGGAAGAAUAUGCCAAAGGCCAAGGCAUUCCAAGAUUGGGGCUUCUCUUGAGCCUCGUUUUCCUCGUGCAAAUCUUGGUUCUUUGGUGCAGCUAUGGUGAUGGUGUGAAACGCAUGAGACGUUGCAUUAGACGCUGCUGCUCGCGAGACUCGUGAUGUCAACAUGCUGCAGCCGCAAGAAGCCUGCUGGCUGGCAGAGGUGUUACUUGACUCCAGGAGUCAAGCAGCGGCUCUAUUUUUAUUGUGUAUUUUUAUUGUGUAUUUUUAAGUAUUUGUAAUCCUUAGACCGUGGAAGUCCAAAGCGUGUCGACAUUUGUACGCGC
This is a messenger RNA of Durusdinium trenchii, 2021 nucleotides long. The record is from the annotation of a GenBank genome assembly. NCBI's taxonomy places the organism in Eukaryota, Dinophyceae, Suessiales, Symbiodiniaceae.